AUGGAUUCAGGCCUUGUCACGCCAGCUAUGCUCGAGUCGACCCAAGACACUUCACCACUGAACGGCGACACUCGUCCUAUCGAUCAACGCCUUUCGCAUGUUCCGGAGAAUCUACGGUCAUACUUACUUGACCUCGACAACAUUGCUCCUCAAGAGAUUCAGCCAGACCGUGAUCUGCAUGGUUUCUCAUGUUUCAGCCGGCAUCGGCAAGCUACAGAUCUCAGUGUCACCGCCGCACACUAUAAUGCUGAUGCAGACUGGGUCCGUGAACCUCUUCACGUCGAGGUCAUUCAGCCCCUGAGGGACGCCUGGCAGCAGUUUGUCAAACACUCAUUAAUACCGUGGGAAGCCGUCAAACACGAAUCCAAUGGUCGUGGCAUAGUCAUCAUCGGUGGGGGAACACCCAGUGUAAAGCGCAUCAAAGUGGAUGGGAUAGAGGGAAGCAAGGUGAUCUACUGCGGCCACACCUUUGGUCAGGCGUAUCCUGAUCAUGAAGACGGUGAUGGUGGCAGCGGGAUUGCCUUUCUCCAUGGCGGCGCCUUGAAGACGAUGAGCGCGCCUCUCUUGAGUCGUUUACUCAAGUUGAAUGGAGGCAUCUUCACACACUUCAAGCGUGUAUCUGCAACGAGUCUUGAAGAUUGGACAAGAGUAGAGCGUGGUGUUGCCAUCGAGCUCUGGAGCGCUGGAUUCUACUACAACUUCACCCAAGAUUACGAUUCAAGCGAUUUGAUCAUGUGA
This is a messenger RNA of Aureobasidium melanogenum CBS 110374, 738 nucleotides long. RefSeq lists its product as uncharacterized. Lineage: Eukaryota; Fungi; Ascomycota; Dothideomycetes; Dothideales; Saccotheciaceae. The record is from RefSeq and is a predicted model, not a curated record. The coding region runs from base 1 to 738 and encodes 245 amino acids. The transcript is spliced from 2 exons.